Messenger RNA from Podarcis lilfordi (Lilford's wall lizard), 13344 nucleotides. The record is from the annotation of a GenBank genome assembly. NCBI's taxonomy places the organism in Eukaryota, Metazoa, Chordata, Lepidosauria, Squamata, Lacertidae.
AUGAUGAACUGUGCGGUAAGAAUGAAAACGACUUUCUCUCUUUUAGUGCACUCUACAUCUGGGAAGAUCGCGCAUGCUGAGCUGCAGCAAAUCAAUAGUUUAUAGAAAAUGUUUUCUGGCUUAGUUGGACAAUUCUAUCAGCCUUCCUUAAUCAAAACGAUCUUGCAAGAUGGGCCUUUGAUGUGAUCCAGCCGGGCUCUUCUUAACGUUCUUACGUGUUCUCAUCUUCUUAUGUGCUAGCCUGCGUUGUGUCUUCCCUUUCAGCUUAGCUCAAUAUGUACAACCAAGUAGAAUGUGUAACGGUAAUUUGUUUAUUUUAAACAAUAUAUUGAUAAGCAAUGCCCUUGGCAAAACAAUAAUAAUAGCUACCUUCAAGGCAGAGAAGAGCAGCAAAGAGAUGCUCCCUGGACCUUUCCACAAGUCAAAAAUCAUACAUGGCUAUGGAUAACAAAGUACUAUAAUUUUGUGGUUUCCCACUAAUUAUGUACUGAAGUCUAAAGUCAGUAAACCCAAAAGCAAUUCUGGUGGGUUGGGACCCUGGGGAGUCAGGGCUUCCAGAAAAUGGAAUAUGGAAUAAAUUAAAUGUCAUUUUAUUUAAUGGCCCUUCCACCAUUUCUAAAAGAUCGCAAGCUUUUGAGCUGAAAAUUAUCUUUAGGCAUAGGUCCUUACAGCAAGUAAGCGUUUUGUUUUUAACAUGUUCAAGGUCAAGAUGUUCACAAGUUAUCGUGACUAUGCUGCAGUCUGAGAAGCCAGAAUAAUCUUAACUUGAUAGAUCGUUUGGCCUGUCAUUUCUGUCCUUGUGAGAGAUGCUUUUGUUGCAGAGAGUGAGAGAACAGCUUGAAUAACUCUUGCGCAGCACACCUGCUUGUGAUGAGCCAGAUGAACACUAGCUAUUAUAACUUUAUUAUCAUUUGCUAUUUCCAUUGACAGUUGUACGAGAGAAUCAGACUGAAGUAAUCAUUGUACCAGUCCUCUUGAUAGGGGUAUUUGUCAUUAUCUUAAGUGUCAUCCUUUGGCUCCAUUACCAGAGCAUGAAGGCAAAGCAGCAGGAUUCUCCAGAGUCCAGAGAAGAAGGUAAGGACAGCUGUCAAAAUUGCCAGGUGGCAGGAAAAGAAACUUGGAGGGAUAGUCAUAAUGCCUAUAUGCCACUUCCAGGAUCGUGUCCUGUGCUCCUCUGAUUACCAGUUGCUCAGAAACAACUAUACAGUACUUUCUCUGAAGACCUUGAGGUGACUAAGGUCUUGAAUUUUCAAGUCAUACCCUAAGACCUGGCACACCCCUACAGAUCUGAGAACAUGCCACCUUCAUACUAAGAGUCCUGUUCAUGUUGCGGUGCUGCCUCAACAUAGCUUCCAUAGUUCUCUUCCACCAUGAUGUUAAUCUAGACCAGGCUUCCUGAACCUCGGCCCUCCAGAUGUUUUUGGCCUACAACUCCCAUGAUCCCUAGCUAGCAGGACCAGUGGUCAGAGGUGAUGGGAAUUGUAGUCUCAAAACAUCUGGAGCGCCGAGGUUGAGGAAGCCUGAUCUAGAAUGCAUCUGAAUCACCAGCUGGGGAUGUGGUGGUAGUUCCAUUGGCACAUGCCAUGCAUGAUUUUGGGGCAUUCUUUAAACAACGAUUUUCUAUUGAUAAAUAAAAAGAGCCAAUGUUUUAUAUUGGCUAUUUGUGUUGCAAGAACAUCUGUCUUUUUGAAAUCCUGUUUUAAGAUAUUUCCCAGAACAGAGGGUUAGAGAGUACAUGGCUAAAACUAAAAUGUAAGGAGUGGCAAGUGGGAAAUACCUACUCUGUGUUUCACCACAAGUUUUACAUUUGCUAACAGGUCAUGUCCCAGUACCAGAAAAGAAGAAAAGCCCAGGGAAAACGGUCAGCAUAUCAGAACAUACUACCAUCCAAUUAAAUGAGACAACCAGGAGUUCCUUGCUUAAAACUGCAGCCUUAACCUUCAAGGAGCUGGAGAUUCCACAUGAGAGAAUAUCCUGGGAGUCACUGAAGCUUAUAAGAAAUGGCAGCUUUGGGGGAAUCUACAGAGCAGAGCUGAAGACCAGCAACCCUGGGAAAACUCAGCCAGUCUUAUUGAAGGCCUUGAAAGGUAAUGCGAAUGCCAUCCAGCUUCAUGCAGGCCUGGAAAUUUUAACUUUUCAUUUAUUUGUGUGCCUCUGUCUUAUUGUGGGAGCUUUGCACUGAACUGGCAAGACCCAUCUACUCUAGACAAAGAAGUAACAUUGGUGCUUUGAUAGUGUAGAAUCCAUACCUUCUGUUCAGUCCUGCAUCUGCAACUGCAGAGAACACUGCAAAACCCUCUGCAGGGAUGUCCAACAGGUCGAUUGCGAUCUACUGGCAGAUCCCCGCGAUCUUUUGGUAGAUCGCGGUCGAUCUCUGACUCCCUUUCCUCUGCACUGGUAAAUCUGACUCCUGCCCUGUCCCCUCGUCCCGCCCUCCGUUGUUGUUUGAACUCAGGAAGGGAAGACGGAGCUCCCUCUGUGUGGCUGUUUUCAUCCAUAGCUAUGUUUUUGUGACUUAACCCCAACUUCCCUUGCCUUCCUCCCCUCCCCAAGAAGCCUGCACCUUAACCCCCCCAAAACAGGGCUCUCCUCCCCCAAAAAACUCAACAAGUUUGAGCUGAACCCCUAAAAAACCAGGGGUAGAUCACUGCCAGAUUUUAAUUCUGAAAGUAGACUGCAGUCUCUUGGGAGUUGACCACCCCUGCAGAGGGUUUAAUAUACUUGAUGUGGUGUUUAGCUAUGCUGUUCUGCAAAGGCUCCUUGUUUUUGUGUGUGUGUGUGUGUGUGUGUGUGUGUGUGUGCGCGCGCGUUGCUGUUGCAAGCCGUUUCCUUUUCCAUCCAGGCUCAGAGACCAGUGCUAGAGCCUCUGAAGAGCUUUCUCUUCAGUUCUAGCACAAAAAUGGUUCUUACUCUUUUGUGUAUGAGACCUAGCUGGGUGGGUGUGUGUGUGGAAUUUAGAAGCAAGAAGAAAAUGAGAAUCCAUCUGUUUUUUGCUUCUCGGUGGAGCUUAAGGUAAUAGCGCUGCUCUGGUCAAAAUGCCUGAGAGAUUUUAGGUGUUAACAUCUGCUAAAACAACUCAAUUCUGGCAGAACAUCAAAACAUUCUGGGGCCUCUCUGAACCAGAGUAGGCCUUCCUUUCUUCCUUCUUACCUUCCCAAAGGAGAAUCAUGGGUAGGCAAACUAAGGUCCAGGAGCCAGAUCCAGCCCAAUUGCCUUCUAAAUCCAGCCCGCGGACGGUCUGGAAAUCAGCUUGUUUUUGAUCAGAAUGCAUCCUUUUAUUUAAAAUGUAUCUCUGGGUUAUUUGUGGGGCAUAGGAAUUCAUACAUUUUAUUUUUUUUCCAAAAUAUAGUCCGCCAUCCGCCCCCCAAGAUUUGAGGGACAGUGGACUGGCCCCCUGCUGAAAAGGUUUGCUGACCCCUGAUUAAGAGAGUCAGUCAUACCAGCUUCUCUCACUCAUUUUUAACUUCCCUUUCAGAGUCUGCCAGCUCCUAUGAGAUUAAAGAUUUUAUGGAAAGGAUUAAGUUUUAUCAGUUUCUUGGUAAUCACGAAAACAUCGUUAAGUUAAUCGGAUGUUGUGUGCACCAGAUGCCUCUUUACAUGAUAUUGGAGGAUGCUUCCAACGGCAAUCUUCUGAACUUCCUUUGGACCUGCCGCAGGGUAAGUCUUAAGAAAGGCUGUGGCUAGCUAGAUCUGAUCGGUCUCCAGUAUAUUGUAAUAUAGUACAUACAGGUGAAUUGUUGCCAUAGGAGUUCAUGACCAGAGAUUCUUCUGGAAGCGGGCAUGUCUUUCUUCUAUGAAACACACAGGAGAUUUGACUUGCUCUCUGUGAGUACUUGAGGAACCUUAAUGGGAGAAUCUAAUGCUGUGAACUUUUCAUCCUGAGCUUAGCCUCUAUAGAUGUGUAAGUAAGUGUGGCAUCACAGUUAUAUUCAGUCCAAGGAAAGCACCCCAUGGUACAUUCUGGAACCCUAAAAGUUCUCACCGUUCAGAAACUGAUGCAACUAACAAUAAUAAGUAACUGUGUCCUAACUAUAAGGACCGUGGGAAUAGAUAUGCAGUAGUACAGUAAACAAUUGAGCUAAAAUCUAUGCAACCAAUACCUGGAGUGGAUGUGUGCAAAAAAAUGUAUAUUUUAAAGCUACAAUUUUGCUGAGGAUCUGGGAACGUUAUAGCUGGGGGUGCAAUAACUAUAGCAAUUUGGGGAAUGUGACACUUUCUGAUUAAGGAGGAGGAGUACAGAAACAGUUUGGAGUAGGCAACCUAAGGCCCAUGGGCCGAGGGUCGUUUAACUGGCCCACGAGCCGCCCCCAAACCAAGCCACCCGCUUGGCGAGUCCCCGCGCGCUGCGAUAAACCAGCACAGCACAGCGCAGGGACUCGCUUCUGCGGCGCUGAAAAUCGCAUCUGUGCAUGCGCAGACAUUGGAAAUUGCGUCUGCGCAGACGCCAGAAAUCACGGGUGGGCACACUCACACUCACGCACAAUCCGGCCCACGGAGGGAUCUCCGCUGGAGUGAACCGGCUCAGGCGAGGUAAACCUUGCUGACCCCUGUUGUAGGUUGUACUUAGAACUUUAGACACCCCUCUGUUUCCAGGUGCACUCCUGUUCAUGUGUGGCUACCAGUGGAGACACAGGGCUGCCUAUGCAAGGCCAUCGCUCCCUUUUCCCUGGGUGCCCUCCUAGUCCAUCUCCAGUUUAGGGUCAGCCAUCUUCCCUGCUGCUCUCUCAGGCCUGUCUGAGCACUGCACUCCAGGUGCCUUCUAACGUGAAAGACACUACUGCCCCUUUUCCAGAGGAAACAGUCUGGUAGCAUUGUCCCUCCCAUCUCACUACCUGGGGAAGCAGCGAGUGUAUAUCAAACCACCUGUUUCUGUCUUGCUAGGAUGUAGUGACCAUGGACGGAUUGCCGCUUGAUCUUACAGAGAAACAGGUCUAUAAAAUUGGACAACAAAUUGCAUCAGCUCUGGUAAGUUUAUUAAUUAAGCCCAGCCCCAGCCACAACUAGCUUCCUUCAGAGCAUGAGAGUAACACCCACUCUAGGUACCGUAUUUUUCGUUCCAUAGGACGCUCCGUCCCAUAGGACGCACCUACUUUUUGGGGGGGGAAAUAAAGGGAAAAUUUUAUUCCUUUAUUUCCCCCCCAAAACCAGGUCGGGGAACAGUGGGAUGGCGGCGCUGCGCCUCCCCGUUGUCCCCCGAGCUUGUGGGGCUGGCCGAUGUCUGCCCGGUGUGAGGGCGCUCUGCUUCAGGGCGCCCCACCCGCCGGGCGGCAGGCUGCAGACACCUGCGCGAAGCACAGGGCGUCCUCCGGAGGGCGCCCCGUGCUCCGCGCUGCAGGCUGCCGCCCGCAAGCCUUGCGCUCCCGGGGGGAGAUCCCCUGGGUGCGCAAGGCUUGCGGACACCUGCGCGAAGCACGGGACGUCCUCCGAGGGCGCCCCGUGCUCCGCGCUGCAGGCUGCCGCCCGCAAGCCUUGAGUGCCCAGGGGAACUCCCCCCGGGUGCGCAAGGCUUGCAGAUAGCUUCCUGGAGCCUGAAGAGCGAGAGGUGUCGGUGCCCACCGACGCCUCUCGCUCUCCAGGCUUCAGCGAAAGCCUGCAUUCGCUCCAUAGGACGCACACACAUUUCCCCUUCAUUUUUGGAGGGGAAAAAGUGCGUCCUAUGGAGCGAAAAAUACAGUAAUUUGUUUGGUUCACAAGAGAUAUAAAAUGUCUACUAAAUGGACUAUGCAUUGGCUAAACUUACCGGAAGAAUAAGAAAUCAAGACAACAAACUUUUUAUUAAGGAAUGGAAAUCGUUUAUUGAAUAUUUGCAAAUAAAUUGUAAACAACUUAAGACAUUAGCAGUAUUAUUGUAAAGACUUGCAGUUUCUAAAACAUAUAUGAGGAAAAAAAUAAAUAGUUAAUUGGGAUAUGCAGAAGAAAAGAAAAAGAGGGUAAAUUCAUGGAACUGCUGGAAGAAGGGAAGGGAAGUCAAGGUUUGAUAUGUGAGAAUUGUUUAUUUUUGUUGUUGUUGAAAUGUUUAUUUGUAAUAAUUGAAAAUUAUAAACUUAAUAAAAUAAAAUGUCUACUAAAGUCUUUGAAGCUUGGACCCACGCUUGCCGAUGUAACAAUGCUAGGGGAGGCUGCAACUUCGUGACAGAGCACAUGAUCUGCGUGCAAAGUUUCUAGGUUCAAUACCUGGCAUGUCUGGGAAGGGCUGGGAAAUACACAUUCCUGCCUCCUGAAAAGUCACUGACAGCAAGGAGACAGUGCUCAGCAGAUGGACCAUUGGUCCAAGGAGAUCCCUAUAUUCCUAACACAACUGGAAGAAAACCUCUGGGGGCUGCUGCAUUGCAAAGGAUAAAGACUGUAUGAAACAAUUUCAUGCCUAUAGCUAGGAAAACGCAGCCUUGCAAGAGAUAAAUACUGUAUGAAACUAGGAAAAUACUAACCAAACCUUCUCCCCACCCCAAGAUAACUGAUUUCCUGUUGUAAAACCUAAUUUGAUUGUGUGUGCUGAAUAUCUGAUAGGACUUGCCAAAUCUAGAUGUAAGUGUUGAUGCAUACUUCAUGUUAAAACAGGGAGAGGUGCUCUCAGUGUAGCAGCUGACAACAUAUCAUUUCUAAAUUUUCCAGGAUUUUCUUCAGGGGAAGAAACUGUUUCAUGGUGAUGUGGCAGCCAGGAAUGUCCUAAUUGGCAAUGCAUUUACUGUGAAGCUCUGCAGACUGGGGCUGGCGUACAGAGGCCACACCUGCGGUCCCAGCUCCAUCGCACAAACCGUUCCACUCAAGUGGCAGGCUCCAGAGCGACUCAUGAAGAAACCACCCAACAUCAAGUCAGACAUGUACGGGUCCAUUCAGAUAGCUCAUAAGCUAGGCUUGUUGGUCAAAGGCCUGCCAGAGUACGCCUGCCUAUUUUUCAACAGAUGUAGGCGUAUUUCCAGCUGGUAAUUUGACUUCUUCAGCCCAAGCUAUAAUAUUGGGUUACUCAACUGCACUGUUGGGUGUAAGGUUGGUCAGUUCUUUUUGCUACACAGCCACCCCUCCGGAGACUCAAGGCUGAAACAAAUCAGUUGUUUUAUUGAUACACAUUGCUUCCUUCAGAGAAUACUAUUUUCUUCAUAAUUAAAUUAAUAUCAUGAACUUUGAAGAAAGACAUAGUAACAUAAAGGAAAAUGCAAUACACUAAUGUAACACAGAUUGAAAAUGGCAUAAGCUUAAUAUUACGAGUGUACUGAGAAAGCAAUCAAUCAGAUUAAUUAGAAUAAGAAUCCUCGGUAUUUCCUAUGCUAAUUGAAUUGAACAUUUGGCUUGUUUCUGUUCACCUAGUUUCCAAAAUGGCUUUAUAAACUUCCUAGCAUUUUGGAAUAAAGUUCCAUUAUCCAACCAGUGCCAUAGUUUAAGGAUGCUGUUAUCUUCAGCCAAAAGUGAGAGCGUGUGAAGGUGAGAAGGUGUUUGAGUGAACGAAUAAGUGUAUGAAUGAUUGAACGAAUGAAAUUCCGAAUGUCCUCUUACAUUGAUCAGUGACUGGAAUUUUUAAAGGUUUUUAAACCUUUUCCAUCACUUACGUAGGUGCAACUUGACACAAGUCACUUUGACAAGCUCCAGCAAAACAAUCCAAUAAUGUUGUGAUGCCACAUCCUCUGUGCUGCUGUUGUUCUCUUUAGGAUUUUAUUAGGUAUUAUAUUUUCGUUACCCAUAUCAUAUCGUUACCCGCCCUGGCCACAGUGAUCCAUGCGAUGGUCAUCUCCAGGCUUGACUACUGUAAUUCGCUCUAAGCGGGGCUGCCCAGAAACUCCAGCGGGUGCAGAAUGCUGCAGCAAGGCUCCUCACGGGGUCUCUGCCAUGGGAGCAUAUUCACCCAGUGCUUUUCCAGCUGCACUGGCUCCCAGUGGAGUACAGGGUCAGAUUUAAGGUGCUGCUUUUGACCUUUAAAGCCCUUCACGGCCUAGGACCCUCGUACCUACGGGACCGCCUCUCCCGGUAUGCCCCACGGAGGACCUUAAGGUCCAUAAAUAGCAACACCCUAGUGGUCCCGGGCCCUAAGGAAGUUAGAUUGGCUUCAACCAGAGCCAGGGCCUUUUCAACACUGGCUCCAGUCUGGUGGAACGCUCUGCCUCAUGAGACCCGGGCCCUGCAGGAUCUGAUUUCUUUCCGCAGGGCCUGUAAGACAGAGUUGUUCCACCUGGCCUUUGGCUUGGAGCCAAUUUGAUUCCCUCCCUCUCUUUCUUUUUUCUUUUCCUUCUCCUCCUGCAAUGAGGCUACAUUUUAAUAUUUUAAUGUUUCAGUAUUUUAAUGCUGUAUUUUAAUUUUGUUUUUAAGUUGUAAUCAUUCAACUUGUUUUUAUUAUUGCUUGUAAGCCGCUCUGAGCCCGGCCUUGGCUGGGGAGGGCGGGGUAUAAAUAAUUAAUUAUUAUUAUUAUUAUUAUCAGGUCCUCAUCACUCAGGAUGCCAGGGUCUCACAUUGACUAUCGCUGUGGUUCAGCAACAGCUCCUCCUAGCUUGCAAAGAGUUGAACUUUUCCAAUGUAUACCCAUCAGGACUCCCCUGGUGCUUGUUGAAGUUGCUGGCUCCUUAAAUUUGUUAGGUCCCAGACCAACCUUGAGGUACUUUCCCUGCAGCUCUCAGUGGAAGGUAUGAAGUGACCGCUUCUGUUAACCCUUUUCGUUUUUCUCUUUUGCUUUUUUCGUUUUUUGUUUUAUGGCAGAUGGUCCUUUGGAAUCUUACUAUAUGAGAUGAUCACAUUAGGUAAGUAGAGGAAAGCAAUCCUGAGAAGAGGCUGCAAUCCUAAUCAUGUUUACUUAAAAAAUGUGUUUGAGUAGUUGUGCUAGAGUGGGAGAUCCUCUGGUCAAAGUGUUUAGUUUAAGCAGGCUUUGGAAGUGGAUAGCUCGGUUGGCAGAGCAUGAUGCUCUUAACCUCAGGGUCAUGAGGCCACCUCGGGCAAAAGAUUCCUGCAUUGCAGGGGGUUGGACUAGAUAGCCCUCAUGGCCCCUUCCAACCAUAUGAUUCUCUGUCAAGGAUGGUCGGAUUAAAACAGCCCACACGACACCUUACUUCGAUUUGCAUUUCGUCUUAGCUGCUUCCAACAAAACCAAAAAACACAUAAGAGAGCCCAUCUCAUGUCUCAUCUGAAUUUAAAUGAAUGUUUUCAUUUAAUUAGUGUAAAAACUCUCGUGGGUUUUCAUUUUAUUUUGCCACCCAGGAGCGCCACCGUUUCCAGAGGUUCCCCCGUCUGAUAUCUUGCAACACCUUCAGAGGCAGCACACUAUGAAGAGGCCUUCCAGCUGUCAGCCAGCCAUGUAAGAUUUCUCCGCAUCCCAUCUUAUAAUGCAGGCUGUGCCUUUUAUUCUAAAUUAUUACCUCGUUUCCUAAAGGAUCGACCCACCACAGAUCAUUCUGUUUCCUUCCUGCUAUCUGCAAGAAGCACCUUCGCAGCUGAGCCAGCAUUUGAAAAAUGUUGAACCUUCACGCCCCCACCCCAAGACAAGCGACUUCGUGGCUCCUUUAUGAACAAAAGUAUACAGCUGUGGUUUACAUGUGACUAAAUCAGGAGGGUUGCAUCCCUUAGCUCCAUAUGCCAGGAAACAGACCACACCUAUGAAGGCUCACCUGGAAGUAAAUCCCACUGAGUUGCAUGAGGAUAAGCCCCAAUGAAUAUAGUGGGACUUACCGUAUUUUUCGCUCUAUAGGAUGCACCAGACUACAAGACGCACCUAGUUUUUUGAGGAGGGAAACAAGAAAAAAAACAUUCUGAAUCUCAGAAGCCAGAACAGCAAAAGGGAUCGCUGCGCAGUGAAAGCAGCAAUCCCUCUUGCUGUUCUGGCUUCUGGGAUAGCUGCGCAGCCUGCAUUCGCUCCAUAAGAUGCACACACAUUUCCCCUUACUUUUUAGGAGGGAAAAAGUGAGUCUUAUAGAGCAAAAAAUACGGUACUUUCAUCCCUAUAGGGCUCAUCCAGAUUUGCCCUGCUGCCCCCCCCCCCCCCCCCGGAAACUCAAUCUUUACUGCUGAAUCAGAGCAAACGUCGAUAGGGUUUUCUCCAGAUUGACGUUUGCUCCGAUUUAUCACUAAAGAGCGGGUUUUCCAGGGGACAGCGACAGAGCAAGGGCAAACCUGCUCAGACUCAUUCCUAGAAGGUGUGGGGCAAGCAGACAAGUGCUCAGAGCUGUGCUUUCUAGGCAUGGGACAUGCAGAAGUGUGGAUGGGCAGCAAAAGCAGAUGUGGCCACUAUCGUGAGCUGUUUUCCUCUCCUCAGUUUAACCCCUCCCUUGCCAAGUAUCAUUGCUUUGAUACCCGCCCCCAAAAAAAUUCUAGAAGGGGGGCAGUCGUGAUAAGUGUAGUGAGGGGGAAUAGAAUGCUGAUCCUUUUCCCCCCACACAGCAAUCAAUAUUCUGCACUCACACACUUGGGGCUGAGGAAAGAGGGACUUCUCACUUAGUCUGGAAGUCAAGUUGCCACUCAACUUCCAUCUUGAUGCAGAAGAGCAGUGACUGGGUGCUAGUAAAUCACCCAUCUGCUGAAGCGUGUGAGUGAACACAGAGAUGUUCCAGUAAAUUUGAUUUAAAGAAAUUUCUGCAUAUUUAUGAUAUAAAACAAAUUCUCACAAUAUUUUGCCCUAUGAGAGUACGGUCAAACAUUUGCUGUUUUAAAAAUUGCAUUCCUGAAACUAGCCGCUCUUAUUUUGAAGUGAAAGCAGGCUUGGGCCCACAGUCUAGAAGAGAUGGGGGGAAGCUUUGGCCUUCCAAAUGUUGCUGAACUCCAGCAUCCAUCAUCCCUGACCCUGCUUGCUGUGGAUGAUGGGAGUUGUAGUUCAGCAACAUCCAGAAGGCCAAAGGUUCCCUACAACUGAUCCAGAACAUGCUACCAAUCCAGAUUAGAGGACCACACCAGUUUCUUGCUGAAGAUCUUCUCCUCCGUGGCUGCUAUUUGCCCUAGUCAGAGGUGGGGUCCCACCCCACACCCCACCCCCGCAGCCAAAAAAUAGCUCCUUUGGGUUGUUGGUGGCAGGAAAUAGGUGCAAGGCUCUGAACUGCCCCCCCCAAAUAAAUGUAGUUAGUUUAAGCACACCUUUUUUUAAAAAGGGGGGAAUGAAUGAUGGGCUGUGUGAUUUGGCCCUGAAGUCUACAUUCUGCCUGUUACUUUGGGUCAUAUACCUCUCAAAUAAAAGGCUUCCUGAAAACUAAUUUCAUGAGGCAAAACAACAGUAAACAUGAGGCAAAAGCAAUUGUCUAGAGCACUUUAUGCAUGGUUUUCUGCCUGCAAGUGCCUAUGUUCCUUACGCUAUAUUUUAUUAUAAACAUGUCACAGUUUGUUACAGAAAGCUCCCAAGGGAGCCAAGCUACACAGUAUACAGAAUGAGAUGGAGUAGAAGAACGUAUUAUGCACUUCAGAAUGGAGUGCAAGAUCAUUUUGAAUAUUUCCACACAUCGAAAACUCCCUGCAUGAAAUGGAUCCUAGUCAAUAAAAGCUUAUCCCAUAAUACAUUUGUUAGUCUUUAAGGUGCUGUAAGAUCCUUUGUUAUUUCUUUCUACAUGUGGUAAACUAGCAUAUAAGGGAGAUACGCUAGAUUUCUUCCCAUAGGGGGCUGUCUCUAGGUGUGUCCCUUGGCUCACAAAAGGCUCUUUGUUCCAGGGGAGGCAUCCAAGAACAGAAGGGGGUGGCGGUUUUCAUGUUAUUGCAAAGGGUCCCCUAAAUUAAAAAAAAACUUUCCAUGACUGGAAGGACACGAUUGUGAUAUAACCCUGGGAGUUUAGAAAAUAUGUAGCUAUCCACCUACAAUCCAAAACGGUACAGACCAAAAGCUGCCAUUUCACUCUGCCACCUUGUGAUGCAAGAUUCCUAAAUAUGCAUUGCACUGUAAGAUGAACCACGCCCCUUUCUUUGACAGGGAUAGCAUUCCAUAUUCAGGUGCCCUUACCGCCCCUCGAGGGAUGCGGGCGGCACUGUGGGUUAAACCAUAGAGCCUAGGACUUGCCGAUCAGAAGGUUGGUGGUUCGAAUCCCCACGACGGGGUGAGCUCCCGUUGCUCGGUCCCAGCUCCUGCCAACCUAGCAGUUUGAAAGCACGCCAGUGCAAGUAGAUAAAUAGGUACCGCUGUGGCGGGAAGGUAAACGGCAUUUCCGUGCGCUGGUCUGGUUCGCCAGAAGCGGCUUAGUCCUACUGGCCACAUGACCCAGAAGCUGUACGCCGGCUCCCUCGGCCAAUAAAGUGAGAUGAGCGCCGCAACCCCAGAGUCGGCCACGACUGGACCUAACAGUCUGAGGUCCCUUUACCUUUACCUUUAGCGCCCCUUGACUGGCUAGGAAGAACAGACACAACACAGUUUAAUUGGGUCAACUAAGUCCACAACUGUUUACAGGUGUGAGAGGUUUGUCAUAGGCAUUGAGCACAACCAUUGGCUUCCAACCCGCCUGCCGGAAGUGAAUCAGGGUCAGCCCAGCAGCAGGGGAGUCCUAUGGCCCACAUCAAUAGGGAGACCCCUGGAGAGAUCUCCGCUUUGAGGGGUGCUGUGUCCCACCUGGGCAUAUGGACAGGAGCAAUUCCUCCCAGGUCCCUUUAAUGAUAUACCUUAAUUUUGGAGGGGCAGGCAGAGACUACAACCUCCCCUCCAUCCAAGACUAAGGUUUACCCACUGCUAUAAAAUAGGUAAAAAAGGGUAAAGGAUCCCUGGAUGGUUAAGUCCAGUCAAAGGCAACUAUGGGGUUGCAGCGCUCAUCUCGCUUUCAGGCUGAGGGAGCCGGCAGCUUUCUGGGUCAUGUGGCCAGCAGGACUAAACCUCUUCUGGCGCAAUGGAAGACCAUGACGGUUAACCAGAGCGCAUGGGAACACGAUUUACUUUCCCGCCACAGCGGUACCUAUUUAUCUACUUUCACUAGUGUGCUUUCAAACUGCUAGGUUGGCAGGAGCUGGAACAGAGCAACGGAAGCUCACCCCAUUGCAGGGAUUCGAACCGCCGACUUUCUGAUUGGCAAGCCCAAGAGGCUCAGUGGUUUAGACCACAGCGCCACCAGCUAUGACUGCUAUAAAAUAUGCAGCCCUCCACUUACAAUCCAAAAUGUUACAGACCAGAAACUGUCUGCUCACCCUGCCGCCUCAUUCUGCAAGAUGCAUAAAGAGAGAUGCACAGGUCAAAUCCAUGAGAUGAACCACUACGCUUUCUUUGACAGGUAUAGCAUUAUGGUGGCCUGCUGGCGCUGGACUCCAGCAGAUCGCCCUUCCCCCACUGAGCUGAUCAGGAGGCUGCAAAUGGGAAUCAAGACCAGCAAUGACCAGGCUGUUCUGCAAAUUCCGGAGCUGGUUGUGCCUGAGCUCUAUGCUGCUGUAGCUGGGAUUGACUUGAGAGAUCUUGCCACUGACUACACCGUGUUCUAA